AUGAUCGCAUCAAGUUGGUGCUUGACGAUACCGCUGAUCGGCCAGUGCUUGGGACCGAACUCAACUCUUUCUACUCGCCGAUUUGCGAUUUUUUCCGAGCUGGAUUUUUCUUCCGGAUUCUCCGACGCAAGUCUUGGAGAAAAGUACAAAUUCAGACCUACCGAGCUCUUGGCAAGAUCAAUGGUCGAUGAGAUUGUCCCAAUUGACUUGCAAGCCGUUUCCGGCAUCAAUCAAUUACAGUCAAAAAUGUGCGAAGUGGCGACGAAUGGUACCCUGGCGUUCGUUUUUAUUGCAAAACAAGAGACGAUCAGAUACGCGCAGGUUAUUUCGGAAAGUCUCGGAAUUCCAAUCUUUGCUGUCCCACUCGAUAAUAGAGGGGAGACAAAAAUUUCGACAACGAAUCAAAUCGGGGUAGGAAGAAUGAAGCCAAAAAUGACGGUUGAUAUCGGACAAGAAAUCAUCGGAGGACAAUACAUCCAACCGAUGGAGCAAAUAGCUGCAUUGGUGAUGUACCAACGCUUUCCGAAAAUCAUCGUUAUUUACGACUCGAAUUACUCCCUUCAAGACUUCGAUCUCUUCCAUCGAUAUCUCGGCGACCAAGUCAAGAGUUCUCAAUUUUCAGAUAUUUUCAGACAAUUCGUUUAUUAA
Messenger RNA from Oikopleura dioica, 648 nucleotides. The record is from the annotation of a GenBank genome assembly. Lineage: Eukaryota; Metazoa; Chordata; Appendicularia; Copelata; Oikopleuridae.